Molecule: messenger RNA, 3158 nt
Organism: Strongylocentrotus purpuratus (purple sea urchin)
Lineage: Eukaryota; Metazoa; Echinodermata; Echinoidea; Camarodonta; Strongylocentrotidae
Exons: 2
Coding region: 201-2135 (644 amino acids)
Biological process (GO): DNA integration
Molecular function (GO): nucleic acid binding
Source: RefSeq, a predicted model, not a curated record
CAAGAUGUGUGGUUCCUGCAGGAUAUAGUGCCAAGACAGAGCAUCAGUUACAUCACUUUGCUGAUGCAUCCGAAGAUGCCUAUGGAGCGGUGACAUACCUGGUGGUACGGAACUCUAAAGGGUAAGUCUGUAGCAGUCUUGUCUUUGCCAAGUCUCGCCUCGCUCCAGUGAAGAAGACUACGAUUCCUCGUCUCGAAUUGAUGGCUGCUACUGUUGCGGUGAAGUCAGAUGUCUUAGUGAGGAGAGAACUGGAUCUACCACUAAAGGACUCUGUGUUCUGGACUGACAGCAUGAUUGUAUUGGCAUACAUUAAGAAUGAAGACAAAAGGUUUCACACCUUUAUUGCCAAUAGACUGUCUAUGAUUCACUCUGCCAGUGAUGUGAAGCAGUGGCAUCAUGUCAACACGAAAGAGAAUCCGGCUGAUGACGUCAGUAGAGGCAUGAGUGCUAGGGAUCUCGUGGCUAGUGAGAGAUGGCUUCAUAGGCCAAAAUUCAUCCUGUUGACUGAAGAGCAGCAGAGCCAAGAUCCAGAAGCUGAUGAUAUCCUACUAGACGAUGAUCCAGAAGUAAAGACUGUGAAGGCUUAUGCCGCUGAGACUGAUGUUGAUGUACCAAUUGCGGCUACUGAUGAACUGUUGAGCUACUUCUCAGAUUGGUACAAGCUUAAGAAGGCAGUAGCUAGAAUCUUGCAGUUUCGGGAAUAUCUUCUGUGCAAGGUGCGGAAGGAGGUAUUUGACUGUAAGGUGCUUCUUACAGUGGAUGACAUGAGAGAGUCUGAGCAGGCAAUCCUGAAAUAUGUUCAGCGCCUGGCAUACCCAGCUGAAUACCAGGCAAUUGAGGAGAAGCCAGCCUUGAAUGGAAAGCAGAGGGCUAGUAAGUUGAAGAAGUCCAGCCCUCUCUAUAAGUUAGACCCUAUGAUGAGCAGAACUGGGUUGCUGUGUGUUGGAGGCCGCCUUAGGAAUGCAGAGCUGAGUGACGAGAUGAAGCAUCCCAUCAUCUUACCACCCAAGCAUCACGUGGUAACACUGUUAGUGAGACAUGUUCAUGACAUGGUGGGACAUUUAGGCAGAGAGCAUGUCCUAUCGAUGCUGAGGCAGCAAUUCUGGUUGAUCAGAGGGAGGUCUACUGUGCGACAGGUAAAACGGGACUGUUUUAAGUGUAAACGCCUGUCGUCUCCAACUCUCGGGCAGAAGAUGGCUGAUUUACCUAGUGAUCGUGUGGCGUUUGACAAGCCACCAUUUACUAAUGUUGGAGUGGACUGUUUUGGCCCUUAUCUUGUCAAACAGGGCAGAAGCCAAGUGAAGAGAUAUGGCUGUAUCUUCACUUGCCUAUGUGUGAGAGCCGUGCACAUAGAGAUCUUGCAUUCUAUGGACACUGAUUCAUUUCUGAACGCUCUUCAUCGAUUCAUGGCUCGCCGUGGAAGACCAGAGCUCAUCAGAUCUGACAACGGCACGAAUUUCGUCGGAGCAGAGAGAGAGCUGCGAGAGGGGUUAAGUAGAUGGAACCAGCAGAGAAUUCAUGACCAUCUACUCCAGAAAGGCAUUGAAUGGAGGUUUAACCCACCAGCGGCCUCGCACAUGGGUGGAUGUUGGGAACGCCAGAUAAGAACGACGAAGAAGGUGCUCGGUACCUUGAUGAGACAGCAAGUGCUGUCUGACGAGAACUUAUCAACGCUGAUGUGUAAGGUGGAGUCCAUCAUCAACGGGCGCCCUCUGACAGUAGUGUCGGAUGAUGCGGUGGAUCCAGAACCCCUCACUCCGAAUCAUUUGCUCCUGCUGCGGGGUAAUGGUACUGGGCCGCCUGACCUCUUCGAGGCACGAGAUGUGUAUAGCAGGCGACGAUGGAGACAGGUUCAGUACCUUAGUGACAUUUUCUGGGAGAAAUGGAGGAAAGAGAAUCUUCCUACACUCCAAGCGCGACAAAGGUGGAACGAGCGUGAGCGUGAUGUUAGCGUGGGUGACAUCGUUCACAUCAUGGAAGAAGCACCACGAAACCACUGGGCUGUCGGUCGCGUUGUAGAGAUUUUCCCAGGCAAGGAUGGGCUAGUUAGGUCAGUUAGGGUGCAAACCAAAUCAUCGACCCUUGUUAGGCCAAUUCACAAGCUGUGUCUUUUGGAAUCAGUGAAUCAUAGAUAGGUAUAUUCUAUCCCCAGAUAGGUACAAGUUUUACCCCUGUGUUUGUUUCUUAGAGCACUCUAUUUGACAGAACUGAAAUUCGAUAGAGAGACAUUUCAAGAUGAAUAGACAUUUUGACAAAUGAACAGAGAAAUCAAAGUACAGUUUACACCAUGGACUGUUAUUUGAAAGGACUAAUAAUUCUGCAUAGAGUGGACUCAUUUAUUACUCUGAAAGAGGACAUUUCAAGUAUUCACCUGUAUAGCAGACUAGUGGACUGGUUGCUUAGCAACAGGAGCCUUAUCGGACUCUUUUUCGUACAGACAACACAUCAAUAUCAAAUUCAUGUAUUAAUGUGCAUGUAUAUUGUUGUGAUGUUUGUUUUAUAUACAUGUAUAAACAUUAUUCAACAGGUUGUUUUCAAGAUAGAAAUCACUAUUUUAUCAUGCAAUUGCAUUUUGUGCAGAGAUUUACUUUUUAAAGAGGGAGAUUAUUUAAAAGGAGAUGAGAAUUUAUCAAUAUUGAUGUUUUCUGACAUUGCAAGAAAUUGCUAAACUAUGGGAUUCUUAGGAGUAAAAUAUUUGAGAAUAUGGAAUUUUCUUUAGAUCUGUGUUGUCUUCCAGUAUAUACACAUUUACUGCAAACAAAUUAACAUAUUGAUAAUGUGUUUCAGGUACAAGUAAAGACAGUCAUGUGUAACAGAGCAUUUAAAUUGUCAAAAUAUUUUCUUUUUGAUAUAUGAUGUUAUAAAUGAUUGCUUUUAGCUCACAUUUAAGGGGCCGGUAUGUUACUGACAGGAAGUUUUCUCCUGUGUUUGAUAAAAUCAUGUAACGAUAAGUCGGGAAAUGCUGACGUCAUAGACGAGGCUUUUUGGGGAAUUGACAUGUAUUUGACUAUUGAGGGCGUUUCUUCGCAUGCCACUGAUUUUCCUUGUUUGGAACGGUCGGACGACCGUGAGGUUGUGAUGAUAAAUUAAUUCUUUUUGAUGAGCCCAACGUUAUUGAACCGUGCUGAUACGUGCUGAAGUAUCUUGUCAGCGUGGUC